UAAAGCUGGCCAUCACCGGAAAAGUGCUUCUAAUAGCCUUCACUGGUCUCCGUCCAGAGCAACGGGCUCUGUUGGUCCAUUAUAUAUAUGUCAAUGGUCACCGUGCAUGUUCUAAUGGUUCUAUCCAUAUACUGUCGAUGAUUCCAUCCAGCGAGGAUUUCUGAUCAGAUGGAAGUGACCUCAGCAAACAGGAAGUGCCCUGCUGUCACAGGAAGUAGCCGAAAGAUCAAAGACAACGCAGCCGACUGGCACAACCUGAUGCUGCGCUGGGAGAAACUGAACGAGGACGGUUUCACAGCCGCCGAAAACAUCACGACUAUCACCCUCACACGAUCUCAGAGUGAUCAGCGUCUGCUGCUGGACGACCCACCCUCCCCCCUGUCGGACCUGUCUCAGCAGCCCCCCCUGUCUGAGCAGCCAGGGGGGGCUGCAGAGCUGCAGGAAGAAUGCUGCAAACUGCAGGACGUCGUCCAUAAAAUGGUCGCCGUGGUGACGAAGAUGGAGCGUCUGAUGACAUCACAGCGAGGCGUUCAGGAUCUGGAGGAGUUUCACUUCGGACCUGAAGGAAGAAAUGUUCCUCUGUUUCACAGCUGGAGCACCAAACACUUCAAUGAAGCGUGUGGUUUCCUGCUGGCGUCCUUCCAGCAGGAGCUGCGGUUGAAGCAGAUGAUCCUGCAGGAAGUGGGUCACACGGUGACCUCUGACCUCUGCAUGGUCUACCUGUCCUGCUGGCUGCAGCAGCCGUUCCUCCCCCCCCAGACCAGACUCACACUGGAGGCUCUGCUGCUGGAGACAGGACACCGCCCACUAUAACACCGCCCAGACCAGACUCACACUGGAGGCUCAGCUGCUGGAGACAGGACACCGCCCACUAUAACACCGCCAGACUCACACUGGAGGCUCAGAGAAUGAGACGUUGUGACAGAUAAGACCCAAUCAGGAGGAGAACCUUUGGGACUGCAACACAACCCUGCAGAUUCCAAACCAUAACGGGUCAGAAGUGUUUCCAAAUGUCUCCGGUUUAGGGGCUCGGACACGCCAGAGCA
This is a messenger RNA of Perca fluviatilis (European perch), 1046 nucleotides long. Its product is annotated as cyclin-dependent kinase 2 interacting protein. Lineage: Eukaryota; Metazoa; Chordata; Actinopteri; Perciformes; Percidae. The transcript has 5 exons. The record is from RefSeq and is a predicted model, not a curated record. Bases 169 to 813 code for a protein of 214 amino acids.